CUUCACCCGUCUUUCAUUUACAGUUUUGUCUUUUAGUCAAUACUGAACUACCUACUAAUUCAAGUAUUUUCUUCCCACAAGCAUUGACACACUCUCUCUCAUCUGCUUCACUUCCGUUACCUUUCUCUAUAUAUAUCACUUUCUGGACUGAUCUGUUUGUCUUCUGCAAAACCCAGAGUUUUUUUUUUCAAUUGCUUUCAGAGAUUGUCCACCAUGGCUGGUGGAGGGUUUGGUAAUGAAGGAGGGAAUUUGAAGAGAGCUCAUCUCUAUGAAUACAAGAUUACCAAUUAUUUUAUAUUUGCUUGCCUUGUUGCUGCUACAGGGGGAUCUCUUUUUGGAUAUGAUCUUGGUGUUUCUGGUGGAGUGACUUCCAUGGAUGAUUUCUUGAAGGAAUUCUUCCCAAAGAUAUAUAGAAGGAAGCAAGAACAUCUUCAUGAAACUGACUACUGCAAAUAUGACAACCAGCUCCUCACACUUUUUACGUCUUCGCUCUACUUCGCAGGUCUUGUUUCUACAUUUGGAGCCUCCUAUGUUACUAGAAACAAAGGGCGUCGAGCCAGCAUCCUUGUUGGUGCAGUCAGCUUCUUCCUAGGAGGAGCUAUCAAUGCAGGUGCGGUGAAUAUCACAAUGUUGAUCAUAGGACGCAUUCUUCUUGGUGCAGGCAUUGGAUUUGGAAACCAAGCAGUUCCCUUGUAUCUUUCGGAGAUGGCUCCGGCAAAGCAUCGAGGAGCUGUGAACCAGCUGUUCCAAUUCACAACCUGCAUGGGAAUUCUUAUAGCAAACCUGAUCAACUACAAAACAGAUAAGAUCCAUAAAUGGGGUUGGAGAUUAUCUCUAGGCUUAGCUACAGUCCCAGCAACACUGAUGUUUGUUGGUGGCCUUGCCCUACCAGAGACCCCUAACAGUCUCGUAGAACAAGGAAGACUAGAAGAGGCAAAAACGGUGUUGGUAAAAGUUCGAGGUACCACCAAUGUCGAUGCUGAAUUUGCCGACCUUAUCGAGGCCAGCGAUGCAGCACGGGCCAUAAAGCACCCAUUCAGGAACCUUCUGCAGAGGAAGAAUCGUCCCCAGUUGGUAUUAGGGGCUUUGGGGAUCCCAGCUUUCCAACAGCUCACCGGCAUGAACUCCAUUCUCUUCUAUGCUCCUAUCCUGUUCCAGACCUUGGGGUUUGGCUCAGGGGCAUCCCUAAUAUCCUCUGUCUUAACUAGUGGAAUGCUUGUUCUUGCUACACUAGUAUCAAUGGCUUUAGUGGACAGAUUUGGUAGGAGAGCAUUCUUUUUGGAAGCUGGUUUCGAGAUGUUCUGCUACAUGAUUGCUGUAGCCAUAACUCUGGCCUUUAAGUUUGGAGAAGGAGAAACUCUUCCAAAAGCCAUUGGUUGGUUCCUUGUGGUUAUCAUCUGUUUAUUCGUCUUCGCUUAUGGAAGGUCUUGGGGUCCUCUGGGGUGGCUAGUUCCUAGUGAGCUGUUCCCGUUGGAGACUAGGUCAGCUGGCCAAAGCAUGGUGGUCUGUGUCAACCUUCUCUUCACAGCUUUGAUAGCACAAUGCUUCUUGGUCUCACUUUGUCAUCUCAAGUAUGGAAUUUUCUUGCUUUUUGCUGGCUUGAUAUUCAUAAUGAGCAGCUUUAUUUUCUUCCUCUUGCCGGAAACAAAGAGAGUUCCGAUCGAGGAAGUCUAUCUUCUCUGGAAGGAUCAUUGGUUCUGGAAGAAAUAUGUUGAAGAUGAUGACGAGAAGGAUAUCAAAAAGCCAACCACGUAAUAUUAUCUAAAAUAGGAAAAACCUUUGUUCACAUUCUUUACUUUCAAGAUGUUAAUGCUCUUUGGAUUUUCUCAUAAAUAAUUGCUGUAAUUUUUAAGGUAAAAGUGAAGAACAAAUACGCAUCUUAUUUUCUCACAA
Messenger RNA from Gossypium raimondii (Peruvian cotton), 1893 nucleotides. Its product is annotated as sugar transport protein 14. The coding region runs from base 214 to 1755 and encodes 513 amino acids. The record is from RefSeq and is a predicted model, not a curated record. The transcript is spliced from 4 exons. Gene Ontology annotation, biological process: monosaccharide transmembrane transport. Gene Ontology annotation, molecular function: monosaccharide transmembrane transporter activity. Gene Ontology annotation, cellular component: membrane. Lineage: Eukaryota; Viridiplantae; Streptophyta; Magnoliopsida; Malvales; Malvaceae.